Phaeodactylum tricornutum CCAP 1055/1 is the source of this 2121-nucleotide messenger RNA. RefSeq lists its product with no specific name. The record is from RefSeq and is a predicted model, not a curated record. Bases 163 to 1983 code for a protein of 606 amino acids. Lineage: Eukaryota; Bacillariophyta; Bacillariophyceae; Surirellales; Neidiaceae. The transcript has a single exon.
UUCGCUGUAACUUCCAUUUACUCUUAGUCAGACGUUCUGUUUGCUGCCUUGUAUUGUGUUGCGCGGUUUCCUCGUAGGUUUUAACGUUCAGUGGCAGUAGAGAGUAGUGUCGCUCAUCCUCAUCCUCGUGUCCAUCGUCCGACUGUUCCGUAACGCUGCACAAUGACUGUUUCGUCCAAGACUUCCGCUCCCGGUGCCGUGACAUGCGUCUUGGAUCAAACCGUCGUGAACGACAAGACGAUCGGUGACAUGGCGGAUCUGGGAUUGUCCUUUUUCGCCACGCUCUGUGGACGCAAUCGCGGAGCGUUUGUCCUGGAUACGCCGGGGGACGCGCACACGUGGGGCUGCACGGCUUUUCCGGACAAUAUUGCGACGCUCGCUGGACUGGACCUCAGUAGCAGUCGCGACAAAAAGAAUACAAAUCGUAGCAACACGACCCAUCACGAGAAGAAAGCAUCCGUGAUCCACAUCAAAGACGCCAACGCCAUUUCCCAAGGAUUCGCAGCGGGAAACUUGACGGCAGCGGAAACCGUUACGGUGCUCGACUACUUUAUCAAAAUGGUCUACCACUCUUCCCCAAAUGUAGAUCAGGAUCCGUACGCCUGCGAAGUCGGUGGGUUGGCAACGUUGCAGUGUGAUCCCGUCAAUACGUUACCGACCAUUCGUAGUGUCACGUUGGCUGGUCUACUCGUACCCGCUCCCACCAUUACCCGAGGCAAGCCCUUGACCCUCAAGCAAGCCACCAAAUUUUAUGAACCGGAAGACUUUGACGAUAUGGUGAAACUCGGAUUGAAUACUGUUCAAAUUCCUGUCCCCCUCGACGUCUUUUCUGCGGCCCUGGUGGGAGACGUUACCGCCAAGAAGGACAGUAGCCACGCCGAUGAGCAAAAGGCCUUACUCUCCCAAACAAUCCGUGCGGCCGCCAAGGCCGGUCUCGAAACGAUUCUGGUACUCGUUGGUAAAGACAACGACGAUGCCGUUACGGCGGCGGCGCACUUUGCGGUGGAAGAAAACCUCUACGCCUUGACGCUCCCCUCGUUACAAUCCUUGCGGGCGGCGCGAGCCGCUGAAACUUCCCUCAAGCUGUUUAUUCCUUUGGAUCAGGGACAACUCAAAUACUUCACUGUUCCGGACGAAAACGUCUUUGUGGCCCUGGAUUUCGGUCACACCACUACCGUCGCCGAUAUUGCUAGUUCCACAUCGAUGGACGACCGGAGCAAGCUCUUUUAUCACGAAGCGACAUCCUGCAUCGCGCGGUCGCCAUUGGAAUACACGGCUUGCUUCCGUCGCGUUCCGGCCAUGGUCGCAUACGGGUUCGAUCUCGCCAUUGAUAACUGUGUCUUGCAGAAUAGCACCGACAGCAACGACUUUGUCGAUUACGGGCAGUGUGGAAGAUUUGACGAAACGGUAGAUUCUGCCUGGUGGCACCGUCACCGCGCCAGUUUCGCCGCACGGCAACUCGUUUCGUACGAACACGGACUCGGAUGGUCAUUCGCUGCCUGGAAGUUGUAUGGCGGUAGCAACGACAAAGACGAUCUGGAGGUCAUCGAUCGUCCGGCGCAGCUUUUGGCUCUCAAGAACGUUGCAGCGGCGGGACUGUUCCCUUCCUUACACGAUAAAGUUCCGGCUCAGCUCGCCUGUCUCAAUCCUCCCGUGAACGAUUUUCUCUUGGGGGACGCGACCCUGUCGCCAACCCCGGGUCCACCGCCAGAUUGUGGCAACGGUUGGUGGAAUUACGAUCUAAAGGCGUGUGAAUAUUGGAUUGCGCCGGCACCUACGGCGCAGCCUACGCCACUUCCGACCACUCACUGGCCCACCGCGGCACCGGUGGUUUGUCCGGAUCCGCCUUUUACCUACGGAUCUCUAGUGAUGGCUGGAGGGGCCGGGGCACUCGUUGCCGUGCUGGUAGGAUUCGUCUGGAAUAAGUUCUGCGGCAGCCGUCGUCGUGAAGGAUACAGUGAAGUGCCCAGCACGACCGUGUAAUUCAAAAAUACUGUCACGGGCACCGAAAGCUGAGAGAAAGAGGGGAUGCACAAUAAGUGAUCGAGCUAUUGAAUCAGAUUCAGCUAGCGUUUCAUGUUUAGAUACAAAAUUAAAGAAUAUAAAGAGGGUAGUGACAAC